GCGCUUGUUGCGGGGGAGGUCGGAGCCGAGCCGAGGCCAAAGCAGCGACGACGACGCGGUCUCGGUUUGCAUCGUUCGCAUCGACGACGUCGCCAAGUUCCGCGCGAUUGCGGUAUACGCCCAGGUGACUGACUCUGACUCGGGGGGCCGCGGGUGUCUCCUUUCAACCCUCCCCGCUUGGGGGCGGCCCGGCCCCGGGCCCGGCGCGUUCAAAUGCGCGGGUGGCCUCUUUGGCCUGCCCAGUGGCUGCGCAACACUUCUGCCGUCCAGCUACCGAGAGCACCCCGUCAGCGAAGCGCACGUCCGCAGACGACCACCGCUCGACCGUCGCAGAAACGCCGAAGGAAGACCGAGGGAUGGACAGCGUGACGCCAGUGAGGGCAGUCUCCAUAGACUCAGCCUUCGACGGCUCCUUCGCUGCCGGCCCCGACCCGUCCGCGGUCCUGACCCUGUUGUCCGACACCACCAAAGCCACCGUCAUGGCCGUGGACGCGGACACGGGCAAGCUGGCGGAGGCCACCACCGAGACCUCCACCGCCCCGGCCCCCGGCAAGGUCACGGCCUCGGCCACCUCCACCGGCCCCGCGGUCGUCUUCCCGCCGCUGUCCAUGGCGCCGUCCCUGGCCGGUGCGGGUCCGGGGCCGGCGCCCGCCUUCCAGCUGCGCCUGGCCGUGCUGGACCUGUGGUGCCUGCUGGUGCACCUGCGCGAGUGCUACCGCGAGGAGGUGUUCGCCCGCCACCCGCACGGCCCGCUGCUGUCCGCCGCCCGCGCCUUCAUGGGCUGCCUGAGGCGCUUCAUGGUCCAGGAGGACCUCGACUUCCCGGCCUGCGACGCGGCCCGGGCCAGGAAGCGGCGGUUCGCGCGCCGGGACGCCGAGGAGCGCGGCCUGGAGCUCGACGAGCACCUCAGCGACCUGUGCCACGUCCUGGGCGCCACGCGCAGCUACCUCAAAGGGCUGACCCCGGCCCAGCGCGCCGGCCUCGGCCCGCUCCACAUCGCCGUCGAGCUCUUCCUGUCCAUCCUCAAGGAGGAGAUGGACUUCUUCAACGAGAUGAAAGAGUACAACCUGUCCGCCGUCUUCAAGUGCAGGCACAGCGCGUGACGUGUAAACUCGAACAUAAAUCAAUAAAAUAUUGAAAAAAA
Frankliniella occidentalis (western flower thrips) is the source of this 1144-nucleotide messenger RNA. RefSeq lists its product as uncharacterized. Lineage: Eukaryota; Metazoa; Arthropoda; Insecta; Thysanoptera; Thripidae. The coding region runs from base 357 to 1103 and encodes 248 amino acids. The transcript is spliced from 2 exons. The record is from RefSeq and is a predicted model, not a curated record.